This is a messenger RNA of Schistocerca piceifrons (Central American locust), 1533 nucleotides long. RefSeq names its product protein lin-7 homolog C (gene veli). Gene Ontology annotation, molecular function: protein binding. Gene Ontology annotation, cellular component: cell-cell junction; basolateral plasma membrane; synapse. The record is from RefSeq and is a predicted model, not a curated record. Lineage: Eukaryota; Metazoa; Arthropoda; Insecta; Orthoptera; Acrididae. The transcript has 4 exons. Bases 33 to 626 code for a protein of 197 amino acids. Gene Ontology annotation, biological process: protein localization to basolateral plasma membrane; maintenance of epithelial cell apical/basal polarity; neurotransmitter secretion.
AUAGUGACACUACACAGAAAGAAGUAGUGGCAAUGGCAGCUGUUGGCGAGCAAUUAACGCUAGCGAGAGAUGUGAAGAGAGCUAUUGAGCUUCUUGAAAAACUGGAAAAGAGUGGAGAAGUGCCAGCUACAAAACUUGCUGCACUACAUAAGGUACUCCAGAGUGAUUUUCUCAAUGCUGUCAGGGAAGUCUAUGAGCAUGUUUAUGAGACAGUAGAUAUUCAAGGGUCACAGGAUAUACGGGCCUCUGCAACAGCUAAGGCAACUGUAGCAGCUUUUGCUGCUAGUGAAGGACAUGCCCAUCCUAGAGUAGUAGAAUUACCUAAAACAGAAGAAGGGCUUGGCUUUAAUGUUAUGGGUGGAAAAGAACAAAACUCUCCUAUAUACAUAUCCCGCAUAAUUCCCGGAGGUGUAGCAGAUCGUCAUGGAGGCCUGAAGAGAGGAGAUCAGCUACUUUCUGUGAAUGGUGUUAGUGUGGAGGGUGAGAACCAUGAGAAAGCAGUAGAAUUGCUUAAGCAAGCACAGGGCUCUGUGAAACUGGUUGUGAGGUACACACCAAAGGUACUGGAAGAGAUGGAGAUGCGUUUUGAUAAGCAGAGAGCAGCACGUCGGCGUCAGUUCCAGUAAAUGUACACAAUUAUUUAAGUAUAAGAGAACAAAUUAAAAUGCAUUUUUUGUUUGAUAUGGCAAUCAGUUUCAAGCAUUAAUAAAUUCAUACUGAAUGUUUCAACCUCUUUCUGGGAACCAGGGUAGCUUCAGUACAACAGCGAGUAUUAAUACUAAUUAAAUUAUAGAAAAAGAAAAAUUAGUCCUUGCAUGAAGAGACUGUGUUAUGUACAAAAGCCCGAUACCAAAACUUUUGCCAUGAACUUCACAUCCUAAACAUGUAUUAUUACUCUUUUUAUUUGUGAUAAUCUCACAGUGGAUGAAGAUCAAGAGGUCAUUUAUUAGAUGUGACUGAGUGUACAUGAUGUAAGUGUAUACACAUGCUUAUUAAAAAUUUAUGGUUUGAUUACAUGAAGCCACAUUAAAAAUCACUGUUCAAAUUAAGAUAAUUGUUCCAAUAUUAGCAGCAGAAUGAUUAAGUAUUUAUAAAUGUUUAGGUCAAUUAAUAGAAGACAGUUAUAAAAGCUGUAGCCCCAGGUGUAGCCAUUAUUCAGUUUAUACAUAUUCAAGCUAUUUUCUAGGCAGCCAUUCCUCAGUAUUACUGUUUUGCACAAUGAAUGCGUGGUAACUUCUUUAUGUUAGCUGUGCUUCUGUUGGCACUGUAUAGUUAUUUAAUUUUUAAUUGAUACUUGUAAACAGAAAGUCAUUUAAUAUUGAUGCAAGAUCUCAUUCUUUGCUGCCUCGUAUUUUCCAGAAGAUAGGUUAUGCCACUUACGCUGAAAAUGAACCAUAUCAUGAUUUCAGUAUAUAUACUAAGAUGGUAUCUGUUCUUUUGGACAUGUCCGAAAGAACAGAUACCUUGACCAUCUUCUUCUUCUGUGCGAAUGCACAAACAGUGCCCAAACUCUUACGGGAAUCGGCAACACGC